AGCGCGGCGGCGUUCUGCGCGUGCUCCGCAGAGGGACGCGAGAAGGUUGGGUCCAGCUCGCGGAGGAGAUGCGUGAUUGGCUGAAGCCGUGCUGGGGGGUUCCCCAGCCCUUUCGGCAGGGGUAAAACAAUAAGAGGGGGAGGCGGCAAAGGGGGCGGGACGUCCGUGUUCCUUGUCGCUCGCCGCAGCGCCUGGUGCCCGGGAAGAGGUGGUUGUGAGGAGAACCAAUUCUCGGCUCUUCGGCUUCCUUGGCUUGAGAUUUGUCAGAGGGAGGGGGCGGCGAGUGAGAAGAACCCUCUGCAGCCGGUUCUCGGCGACUCUCCCGCUGACCUCCGCGCGACGUACCCGCCGCCGCUGUUGGUUGGAGUAUUUGACAUUGUGCAGCAAAGAAAUGGUUAUGGAGAAGCCCAGUCCGCUGCUUGUAGGGCGGGAGUUUGUGAGGCAAUAUUAUACUUUGCUGAAUAAAGCUCCAGAAUAUUUACACAGGUUUUAUGGCAGGAAUUCUUCAUAUGUUCAUGGUGGAGUAGAUGCUAGUGGAAAGCCCCAGGAGGCUGUCUAUGGCCAAAAUGAUAUACACCACAAAGUAUUAUCUCUGAACUUCAGCGAAUGUCAUACUAAAAUUCGUCAUGUGGAUGCUCAUGCAACCCUGAGUGAUGGAGUAGUGGUCCAGGUCAUGGGUUUGCUGUCUAACAGUGGACAACCAGAGAGGAAGUUUAUGCAGACCUUUGUUCUGGCUCCUGAAGGAUCUGUUCCAAAUAAGUUUUAUGUUCACAAUGAUAUGUUUCGUUAUGAAGAUGAAGUAUUUGGUGAUUCUGAACCAGAACUUGAUGAAGAAUCAGAAGAUGAAGUAGAGGAAGAACAAGAGGAAAGACAACCAUCUCCAGAACCUGUGCAGGAGAAUGCUAACAGUGCUUACUAUGAAGCUCACCCUGUGACUAAUGGCAUAGAGGAGCCUUUAGAAGAAUCCUCGCAUGAACCUGAACCUGAGCCAGAAUCUGAAACAAAGACUGAAGAGCUGAAACCGCCAGUGGAGGAGAAGAACUUGGAAGAGUUAGAGGAGAAGUCUGCUUCUCCUCCGCCUGCUGAACCUGUUUCUCUGCCACAGGAACCACCAAAGGCUUUCUCCUGGGCUUCAGUGACCAGUAAAAACCUGCCUCCUAGUGGCACUGUUUCUUCCUCUGGAAUUCCACCCCAUGUUAAAGCACCAGUCUCACAGCCGAGAGUGGAAGCGAAACCAGAAGUUCAGUCUCAGCCACCUCGUGUGCGUGAACAACGACCUAGAGAACGACCUGGUUUCCCUCCUAGAGGACCAAGACCAGGCAGAGGAGAUAUUGAACAGAAUGAAUCUGACAACCGUAGAAUAAUUCGCUAUCCAGAUAGUCAUCAACUCUUUGUUGGUAACUUGCCACAUGAUAUUGAUGAAAAUGAACUAAAAGAGUUCUUCAUGAGUUUUGGAAAUGUUGUGGAACUUCGCAUCAAUACCAAAGGUGUUGGGGGAAAGCUUCCAAAUUUUGGUUUUGUGGUUUUUGAUGACUCCGAACCAGUUCAGAGAAUCUUAAUUGCAAAACCAAUUAUGUUUCGAGGGGAAGUACGUUUAAAUGUGGAAGAGAAAAAGACAAGAGCUGCCAGAGAGCGAGAAACUCGAGGUGGUGGUGAUGACCGCCGGGAUAUUAGGCGCAGUGAUCGAGGUCCCGGUGGUCCCCGGGGGAUCGUGGGCGGCGGAAUGAUGCGAGACCGGGAUGGAAGAGGACCCCCUCCGAGAGGCGGCAUGGCACAGAAGCUUGGCUCUGGGAGAGGAGCCGGGCAAAUGGAAGGCCGCUUCACAGGACAGCGUCGCUGAGGCGCCACUGUCGGCAGAGUCCUGACAGUGGUACAUUAUUCAUCGUGUUUGCAUUCUUAUUAAUUUUUUUUUGGCUUUGGAAUGUGACACAGCCUUUUUGAUCAUUUCUUUGAUGUGAAAAGCAUCUUUCGGUUAUCAGUUAAAUUGAGGUGGACAUUAUUUCCCCAAUUUUACAACAGGAUUCGCAUUGUUAAUUUAUCUAGACUUGGAGAAUUAAGGACUGAGAAAUGACCAUAUCUUAAACUAUCUACAACAAAAUGAACUUAAAAGGACAUGCCCAACUGAAUUCAGGUCCUUUGAGUCAAAAUAUCCUCUGCUGCACAUUUUGUUUAAGUGUUACUGUUUCUGCCUAUUAUUGUUGGAAACACAAAUAGUGCAAUUUGUGCAAUUGGAGAAUCUUGCCUUUUUUUCUUGGCUCCCCCCAAAAAUACAAACCAACAGAAAAACUUGUUAUGCACUCAUUAGAAUGUACUAAUGGGUACUCUGAACUCGUUAACCUUGACACCUGCAACAGGAGGCAAUAGGGGAAAAAAUCUUUCAUCUUUUUUUCCAGUAGAGCAUAGUUUGUGAAAUGAUGAGGGCAUUUUUACCUGCUUGCUGUGACCAGCGUGUGUACACAUAAACCUUAACAAGACUACAGGUAUAUUCCAGAAGGAAGUCAUUUAGUUAUGAACUAAAUAACAAAGAUCAGAACUUCAAAUGCUAUGGUCUUGAAUAUUAGACCAGAUUUAGUAGCUCCACAUCUAAGGUUUUUUUCUACCUGCCCCUCUUCAGUACAGGGAUGGCUGGCUGCUCGACACACUCCUCCUCCCCCUUUCCUUUCUUUAAGCUGUGUACAGUGAAAGUUGUCUUUACUGUAUUUCUGUUUUCUGGUAAUGUAAUACGCAUGAUGGUGCCUUCUAUUAAUACAUCAUUCCAGUCUUGCUGGUAAUUUUGUACAGUAUAGUGUAUAAAUUGCUGUGCUGCAAAGCCAAACAGCUGCAAAAUGUUGAGAAAUCAUUGAAGUAUAUAAAAAUUGCAGUAUCUUUAAAAUCAGUAAAAUUGACUAGUAUAUUAUUUACCUUGUUCUUCAGUUAACAACUUUGUGUUCUCUGUGGGAGGGAGUCUUGUGUGUUUGGGAGGGAGAGGGAAGGAGGAAGUCAGUUAUUUGAGUCAAAGUCUCUUGUUGACUUUUCUCUUAGCUUGAAGGUGAACGUUGAAGCGUAUCACUUGAGAGGUACUUGGAAAAGUCAGUCUACUUGAUGUACAUUUUUAGUGACCUUUUAAAAGCAGUCAGAUUCCAUAAAUGGCACGUAAACCUGAAGUGAGGAUACUGCAAUUUUCAGAGAAAAGAACAGCAGCUCUUAAGUGUUUGCAUUUUCUAUUUGGGGGGGCAGGGAACUGUCAUUCAUUUUGCACAAUUCUUGACCUGAUGUCAGCACCCGAGUGGCUCUGAAUUUAAGUCUGGGAUGACAUCUUUUAUUUUUACAUGAAUCUCUAAACAAUUCUGUGAGCAAAGUUUGUAGCUGCUGGAUUAUUGUCUGUCUUUAUAGCAAGUUCCGGUAAACCACAAAUAUGACAAAAGGAUAUCCGAUUUUAUGCCUGGAGUAUUUGGUACCUACCAGUUUCUGAUGUUUCAGGCCAGGAGUGGGGUAAAUAAGUGUGACCACUUAAAGCUGCUUGUAGCAUGGAAGACUUCUCCAUUCUGUCUUAGUAAAAACAAACAAAAAAUGCACUUGACAUAAUAGCAAACUUUCUUAAUUAUGAAACUGUUUGCUAUUUAGUAAACUAGCAAAUGAUGCACAUAUUUUGUUUUUCAUGUACUGGGCAAUGUAAGUAAAAUUAAGCCUAUUCCCCCUCCCACCCCCACCCCCACCCCUUGAAUGAGGUCUUCCAUGUUCGAGGAAAAGUCUUGCACUAUUGGAUGUAUUUUGGGGACGCAGAUUUCUCAGUUUCCAUUUUGGGGGGUUUAAGGAUUUUUUUUCCUGUUUGAAAUACAUUUAUGCUUUCUAAUGUAUAGUACUUGAAGUUCUUACAAGAAAAUUACUUUUGAGUUUUGAAGCUUUUAUUCAAACUGCUUUUAAAUAAGUGGUUUCUUGUCAGUGUUUUUUUUUUUUAUAGCAUAUUGUUCCUCUUUCAUUUCUUUCUCCUUCUCCUUUAUUUGAUAUAUAUAUAUAUAUAUAUAUAUAUAUAAAAUUUUGAAUCCAAGAUAUUGCCCUUCCACCCAUGAAAACUGUUCUGGCACCAAAAGUAAUGAUAAAUGUUAAGUGUAAUAGAAAAUUAAAGCAAAGAGCCAUUCAGCUUCAGUCUUUACAUACCAUGAAUAAAACAUUAAAACAUCACAUGGAGAAGUUUACAUGGUGAUUAUUCACCUGCAGUACUGUGGACUUUUAACAUUUUGUCCCCUUUUCAGUGAACCAGAGUAAAAACAUUCAUCUACCAUAAUUGUUAUUUGCUGUUUUUUUUUUUAAUUGUUGUUGUUUGUUUUUAUUUUUUGGAUGGUAAUAUUCUAUUCUAUCCUUAUGACACUAUUGCAACCAAAUUGGCUUUACCAUCUUGGCUUUAGUAGGUAUAGAAGACAAUGGAUUACCAUCUUUAUUGCUGUAAUGUGUUAAGCAUUAUAUGCUAGUAGUAUUUAGUUUAAUUGUUUCAGGUGAAAAGUAUUCUUUGAGUUUCCAUUUUGAAUGUGUUUGGACUAAACAAACAAUAAACUACUGAUGUCUGCAGCAUUUUA
Messenger RNA from Odocoileus virginianus texanus, 4553 nucleotides. RefSeq names its product G3BP stress granule assembly factor 2 (gene G3BP2). Gene Ontology annotation, cellular component: ribonucleoprotein complex; cytosol. The record is from RefSeq and is a predicted model, not a curated record. Gene Ontology annotation, molecular function: mRNA binding. Lineage: Eukaryota; Metazoa; Chordata; Mammalia; Artiodactyla; Cervidae.